Molecule: messenger RNA, 4980 nt
Organism: Hemicordylus capensis (graceful crag lizard)
Lineage: Eukaryota; Metazoa; Chordata; Lepidosauria; Squamata; Cordylidae
Gene: CATIP
Product: ciliogenesis associated TTC17 interacting protein
Exons: 9
Coding region: 1001-1936 (311 amino acids)
Biological process (GO): cilium organization; actin filament polymerization
Source: RefSeq, a predicted model, not a curated record
UAUCCGCUUUGAGAAAAAUCAUCAGGUUUCCUGCACAAUCCUACAACAAAACCAAGCUCCUUAUUGCAACCAGUCAGAACCCAGACUGGUGCAUAGUCUCCUUCCCCAUCCCAAAAUUGCCCCUUCUGAUUAUAAUUAAACCUGAGUCCUAAUCUUUCAUGGUUGAAUUUUGACAAUAUGCAUUUUGGCAUAUUUCCCCCAUAAGCCCCUAAAUCCCACUCUGCUUUAGAAAGAAAAGGCCGUGGUUGUAAAAGUAUUGUAUUGGGAUAAUUUCAGCUAUUUUGUGAGCCGCAUUGUGAGUUUGGUACAGGCCUAAAAGCAGGAGAAAUGCCAAUUAAAUAAACAAAUCAUAAAAAACAAACAGCGGCUGAUUCUAAUGAUUCUAAGAGCCCCUGGUGGCGCAGUGAUAAAACUGCAGCCCUGUAACCAGAAGGUUACAAGUUCGAUCCUGACCAGGGGCUCAAGGUUGACUCAGCCUUCCAUCCUUCCGAGGUCGGUAAAAUGAGUACCCAGAAUGUUGGGGGCAAUAUGCUAAAUCAUUGUAAACUGCUUAGAGAGCUUCGGCUAUAGAGCGGUAUAUAAAUGUAAGUGCUAUUGCUAUUGCUAUUGCUAAUGGCUGUGUGGAGGUCUUUCCAGAGCAGGCUUAUUCAUGUCCAUCCAUUUAUCUGAUAUAGGGAACAGUCUCUUUGUUAGUGAUUCCUAGAAAGACUUGGGGUUUAGGCUGCCAGACAGUUUCAAACUGGUAUUCUCCCCUCUCCUCAGUAUCAGAAAAUUAACAUAGCUAGGGAACUGGGCAGGUCCUCUCACCCUUCCCAAGGGUGUUCAAAGAUUCCUGGGCAAGCACAAGGCACAUAUAGGCCUUCUCAUCUAGCAGGCCUUGAGGAGAAUCUGGUUGGGUGUUGAUGAAGCCAAAGAGCUGAAACCUUGUGUAUUUGAAGAAUCAUUGGUUGCCAUCUCAGAGACUGGACAGACCAUAGGAACAUUCUCAAUUUCAGUGCAGAUGUCCAGCUAUUCACCAGAGGGCUGGGAGGAAGAAGAUUGCUACAUAGUCUGUGCAAAAAGCAAGGGGACCAUUGAUGGUGUUCCUUGCACGACGUCCAUUACAGGAUGUAUAACAAAGACACUGGAGACUGUGGAGCAGCACACCAAGGAAAGUGUGAGGUUUAGGGAGCAUCCCGUGGAAACCAGGACCCAUGUGGUGAAACGCCAAGGGCAGCUUUUUGUGCGAAAAACCAUUGUGGAAAGAAAUGAGGAGAUCCACAUCGACACCUUCUCUUAUAAAUGUGCAAACCUCCACGGUCUAGUCUCAGAGUGUGCCAACUUUUUGCUGCUGCGGAUGAUGGCCAGGAAGCAGACUGUACCACAGGAUGCCAUUUUUCUGUCAUUUGACAAUAACCAUCACAUCUGGACCUCCACCUACAAUGCCCUGGGUUUCCAGAAGCAGCAGGUGGGCAAAGAAGAGGUGGAUGUGUUUGUGAUCGAGAGAGCCGUGCACUCUGUGGAUGACAUCCCUCUGAUCUGGCAGUACUACUUCCUGUCAGAUGGGCAUUUAUCUCGUCGUGUCCAGGUUGGAUCUCCAGCCAUCAUGGUGAUCCUGAAGAUGCCCAUUCUGAUUGACACAGAUGAACCAGAUCCUCGUCCAGUCUUUGACAAAAUACUCCUGGACUGGGAAGAGGACCCAGAGCUGUAUUCCCAGUUCUUAGACAGAAAGGAGGAGCUGCAAGCAAGCCAUGCCACCUAUGUGCGCCGCCAUCCAGAGCUCAGUGCCUUGCUGGCAGACUUCCUACAACUGUUACUUCUUCGCAAGCCAGAUGAUGUGGUCACCUUUGCUGCCGAGUUCUUUGCCCCCUUUUCAGCCCAGCGCCCACCAUGCAGGUCCUUUCAGUCAUCUGAUAAGCCCAGUCCCUUUCGCAGCCUAAGCAGCCAGCAGAAAUAACAACAAGCCAUGGAAUGACUCUGGGAACUGUUUCCACAAGCUACUUUGAGGCUCCUUGUCAAAAAGUGUGUAUGACUACUCUUGUACUGUGGAUGGCAGAGGCUCAGUUCUUGCCCUACUGUCCCUCCAGAAACUUUGGAGUGUUGUUGUGAGCAGAAACUGGUAGUAUUUGCCAUGCAGGACAUAGCUGAACAUGGAGAUAGCAAGUGAGGAAGCAGUAGAAAUCCCUCUGGAAUGUGACAUUUUAAAUAAAAAUGUCAUUUUCUUAAGAAAAAAAAAUCAAGUUGUAAAAAUUCUAAUUUCUGAUUUUUAAUUUUGAUUUUAAGCAAUUAAAGGUCAGAAAAAGGAGAAUUGGUUGCUGGAAAGUUAAAAAAACAAAAGAUUAGCCAAAUGCAAACUUUUUUCAACUUUUGAAAAUGGUUAACAGGUGCCUCUUAAUAUGAGUAUUGUGGGAACUGUUGUGGAAGAACACUUCCUAGCUGAUAUCCAGACUAACAAAGCACGAGUGCUUCUGAAGAGCUGAACUCAGCUCUACCACUUAUGAAGCAGGGUGUGUGUGUGUGUGUGUGUGUGUGUGUGUGUGUGUGUGUAAAUUUUGACAACUUCCCCUUCCACCAGAAGCACUUUGGACCACUCAAAAAUAUGUUCCUGAGGGUUGUGCAACCCUCAGGCACAUAUUUUUGGUUGAGAUAGAGUGCUUCUGGAGAAAGAGAAGGUCACUGAAAUUUCUCUCUCUCUCUCUCUCUCUCUCUCUCUCUCUCUCUCACACACACACACACACACACACACACACACACACACACACACACACACCCCUGUGCAAGCACUAUGUGUUAAUAUGGAAAUCCUCAGAAGCACUGGUGCUAGACCAGUGCUUCUCCUGUAGCACCAGUGCUUUGUUUGUUUGGAUGUCAGCCACGGUAUAUUAUUCAUACAUACAGUCUCCUCCCCAGGAGUGAGCUUGGGAGGAAACAGUUCUGCACAUUUGAGGCAGAAGCUGGUUGCGCACUGUGCUGACUGACUGGGAGCCUGUGAUGUCACAAGCCUACUUCUACAAACACGUUUUUUCAACUCUUUAAAACAGAGUACUUUUCCAUUUAAAAAGUGUAAUGAGCAAACAUUAAAUAGGGUAAACUUGCAAGUGGCCGCUUACUUUUUUUAAAGUUAAGUCAGACAACAAACCUGAAGCAGAAGUGGAGGUACAAUAAGGUUGGCUCAAUCAACAUUUGAAUUGCUGAUAGUACAGCUAUCAAAAAUAUUACAAAGGCAGGGACCAGUCAAGCUUGCGCCACAUGAUCAUAAAAACACGUUGAACCAUCUUCCCUCCCCAGAUACAUGUGUAGAAACCCAUCUUAUUGUUUGUUUUGCCUCCCAAUAGGGGAGGCAAAAUAAGAUUCCAUUACUAUUGUCUGGGGCAAAUGUCAGACAGCUCUUUUGAAGGGUGAAGAAAAAAGAGUCCAGGCAACCCUCCUAGAUGUUUGAGGAAAAGCAGCUAAAUGAAAAGAUGGCCACCAUCAAAAGGUAAUUAAAAAAUUUUUUUUUUCAUCUGAGGAAGGUGUUCCUUGUAUUUAAACAGGAGCAUUUGGGUUCACAGAAAUGGUUUUUGUCAGUGUAAAACAUUAAUUAAACCUGCAAAACUGCUCAUUUGGAACUUUUUAAUGGGUUACUUCAUAUACUUUUCAGUAGAAUGGUAACCUUAGAGAGUGACUCAGAACAAAUUGUAAACAAUUAUUCUGGUACCAUUUUAUUCAGAAAAGUUAUUUCAUAACAUAUAAAAAGUUGAAGAAUGUAAUUAGAUGCAAAAUGGACUUUCUGAAAAUGGCCAACAUCCUGCCUAACCAUAUGCCCACACAUUGGGAAGAAGCACCCUCAUUGCGGAGAGCUUCCUCAGCUCUGCAGCUCUGAUUGCUCAAGGGGUGAUUUUUGCCAGUUCCACCUGAGAAUAUGUCCUUGGGGGUUGUGCAGCCCCUAGGGAUAUUCUUUUGGGUGGUACAAGGCACUUCAGAGGGAAGAAGAGAUCAGCAAAAACCGUCCCUUGUGCAGUCACCUCUGCAGAGCUCAGCAAGCUCUCCUAAGUGGAGAUGCUUCUUCCUGGCACACAGGUGCAUGCUUAGGCAGGACAUCAGCCAAUGAUAACACAUUAUAUAUAAUUUAUUAAAGAGUGGGGACUUAAACACCUCAUAAUUUUAUUAAAAUGCAAAGGAUUUUCAUCAGACCAGAAAUGGCAACAUCCCUGCCUGUAAUUAGCAGAAAAUUAGCAAGCAGAAAAACUAUAUUAGCAAGCAGAAAAACUGGAGGUUAUAAGUGUGCACAAUGUGGUAAUGAACAAAUGAAAAUCUUUUUGGUUCUGUGUUCUAGCUCUCUCUUAGCCAAUCUUUUUGAAAUUUGACAAGCAUCUAGCUCUCACCAUGUAUAGACUCUGUGCAAAACUCCAUAAAGUGGAGACCUGUCAUUUUCCUGUUAUUACACCUUAAAGCACCAUGUACAUUGAUGACAUUAUAUCAAGACGGUCACUCCCCAAGUUACAAACAUCCAAUUUACAAACACUCAUACUUACAAACAAAGCUCCAUAACACCUACACACAUCCACACACAAUAAACACCCAUCCCAUAUCUCCCCAAGUCUGCAAGAAUGAUGACGCCACGUUAUACAGGAUGAUGAAAUCCAAAGCAGACUAUGGAGCAAUAGAUAAUCUCUCCAUUCUGGGCCAAUGAGUGACAAAAUGGAAAAUAAGAUUAAGCAGAGGCAUGCUUACCCCUGGCCUUUGGGGCCUCCAUACCCCCUGGGGGGCCCCAAAUCAUCUUUACACACCUGGGUGAUGUGGUUUGUGCUCUCAAUAACCUACAUGUUAAAAAAUGAAACUUAACUUGCAGAGGGGGGCCUCCAAAGGCCUUUAGGUCCAGAUUCCAAAAUUACCUACUUGCAUCUCUGAUUAAGUAAAAUAUGAUUAAUACUGCCUGCCCCGCAAACUCCAACUCCAUAAAUGUGCUGAUUGGGUCUGAACCAGGCGCAGGCCAUGAACGUGCCUCCAGGGGUGGGUGGG